Messenger RNA from Hypanus sabinus (Atlantic stingray), 1728 nucleotides. It is a transcript of the gene rpa2, whose product is annotated as replication protein A2. Gene Ontology annotation, molecular function: DNA binding. Gene Ontology annotation, cellular component: chromosome, telomeric region; site of double-strand break; DNA replication factor A complex. Bases 118 to 960 code for a protein of 280 amino acids. NCBI's taxonomy places the organism in Eukaryota, Metazoa, Chordata, Chondrichthyes, Myliobatiformes, Dasyatidae. The transcript has 9 exons. The record is from RefSeq and is a predicted model, not a curated record. Gene Ontology annotation, biological process: DNA replication; double-strand break repair via homologous recombination; nucleotide-excision repair.
CUUUGAGUACGCGGAAGCGUGAGAGGUCGGCGGCUCCUCGAGGCCCGUUUGGCGGGUUUUGGCCGAGUGGCGCGCGUAGUUUCGUCCGCCGGAUCGCCGACCGCUUGCUGAGGAGAAAUGAUGUGGAACAACGCGGGCUCUUUCGAUAGUGGUUAUGGAAAUUUUGGAGAUACUGGUUCAGGAGGUGGGGGCUACAUGCAGUCGCCUGGUGGAUUUGGUUCUCCAGUUGGAGGUAGUCAGAGUGACAGGAAAACAAGAUCCCGGACCCAGCAAAUCGUUCCUUGUACAGUGUCACAGCUGAUGUCUGCAACACAAACAGAGGAUAUUUUCAGAAUUGGAGAGGUGGAGUUGUCUCAGGUUACUGUGGUUGGCAUAAUCAAAGAUUCAGAAAAAGCCCCAACAAAUAUCUUAUACAAGUUGGAUGAUAUGACGGGACCUCCCAUGGAUGUGAGACAAUGGGUAGAUACAGAUGAAGCUGGAAGUGAGAAUAUCGUGGUUCCUCCAGGCACCUAUGUAAAAGUAGCUGGGCAUCUUCGAUCGUUUCAGAACAAGAAGAGCUUGGUAGCUUUUAAGAUAAUGCCUUUGGAAGACAUGAACGAACUAACAUCACAUAUGUUGGAGGUGGUGCAGGCCCAUCUAUUGCUGAACAAACCACAGUCUGUCCCUGGAGGAUCUUCUUUAGCUUUGCACAGUUCAGUGCGAAAUGAAGCAGGUCCAGUUGGAAUGUAUGCUGGAGCUAACGAUGCUCUGAUGAAUGGUCUAACAAGUCAACAAAGUCAGGUACUGAAUUUAAUACGAAAUUGUCGGGAACAAGAGGGCAUGAGCAUCGACUACAUGAAGAGAACACUGAAGAAUAUGAAUAUUGUUGCUAUCAAGCAAGCUGUGGAAUUUCUGAGCAAUGAAGGACACAUUUACUCGACAGUGGAUGAGGAUCACUUCAGAUCAACGGAUGCUGAAUAAAUGUGAAUUGAGCAUGCUUUUAGUAUUUGAGCUGUUCCAAAACCUGCAGAGGCUAUGUCUUGGAUAUUACACAAAGUGAGGGUAAAUUUAAAUAGAAUUUGGAAGAGGGAACAGUGAUACCUCUAGGCAUUUUGCUUGGUUUCUGUUGUGUAAUUUUAAUGCAACAGCUUGACCUUUCCAAACAUCUGUUCUAUAGUCCUGUAGCACAGCAUCUGACACGUCGUGUCUCUGAGGCCAUAACAGAGGAAAUUGUGUACUACUGCUACUGCUUGGAUUUAAAAUGGAGAAUUUAAGUGGUCUUAAUGCCAAGUCUUAUAAGCAUUUAUUUUUGUAUAAAUAUGAUCAGAAGAAACAAAAUGUAUUGAUAUAAUUUAACUAGUUAGUGUAGGAACUUUAAUUUUUUGCAAAUGCCAAAAAUUAUGAACGUCUGUUAAAAUUGCCAGUUUUAUGAGAUGUUUCACUUGCCCUUGUGCAUCCAGUUGAAUAAAGUGUCCUAAUAGUUUAUGUAGUGUAUAAGUUGUCUCAAACUUAGUUAAAAAACAGGUUUGUAGCUUCAUAACUUUUAUGACAAAAUCGUAUGUUAUUGAAUAUGGACCUGAAUUAUAUUUGUUUUUGCUGUUGCAACAUAAAAAUCAAAACCCAUAGAUUAGAAUUUAGUUUUUGUUCAUCCAUUAUUUUCCUAGAAUUUUUCUUUUCUUUUUUAACUGUAUAAAGUCAUUUAGAAUUAUAGAAUAGAUUUAAAAAUAUUGUCAGUGUAAGUGGUACAAA